GAGGGAAGUUGUGGAGAAGGUAUUUGUGUGUUCUUUUUUGAGGUGUUGUUUCUGCUGAAAACGUUAAAACAUAGUGUGAUAGUGUGUGAAAUUGCAUGUAGUUUUAUUUGUUAUAUUCAGUGUACUUUAAGAACAUUCCAACAUGAAGAAAUAGCUGAACAUACACGCGAACCACGUUCCGUUUCCAACGUAGAAGCAGAUGCAGAAAUUCUCCUCAACAUCCAGAACUUGGGCCUAUGCUGUUCCGGUAGGAUAGGACACUGAACUCCACAUCCAUACAAACCAACAGAACCACACGAGUACAACUCCACUGGAAGAUAUGGCUGCUGCACGGGCAGUCAACCCCAGUAAUCAAUGUUUGAAAGUGUUUGUGCAACGAGAUUAUAGUGAAGGAACCUUAGUAAAAUUCCAGACUCGUUUCCCUACGGAACUGGAGGAUAGGAUAGAACGGCAGGCAUUUGAGUAUACAGUUAAUCAGCUGAAUGCUAUGUAUGCGGAGGCAGAGAAAGCUGGCUGCAGUACUUACUGCGAAGGCUGCAUGGCUUGCCUCACAGCAUACCUCAUUUAUAUAUGUACUGAAACACAUUAUGAGAAGUGCCUGCGGAAGGUAGCGAAGUUCAUCGUGGAGCAGAAUGAAAGAGUAUAUGCCCCGCGGGGUCUCCUCAUCACAGAUCCAACUGAGAGAGGCCUUAGAGUUAUAGAAAUCUCAAUAUUAAAUGAACCUGCCGCUACUCGAACGUGACUCUCUCUUUCAGAAUCUACCGAAGAAUUUUUCAUGUGAAUUGUGUGUCAUUCUGAACCUCCCACGCUAACAACAAAGACACGACAAUGGAGUUUCCUUGUAUCCAUGGAAUUUCGGAUACUGAUAUCAUGAGUAUUUUUAACAAAGAAUUGUUCAUAUAACUCCUGUAUUUAAAGGAAAUGUUUUAUUCCCUUGGAAACUUUGGUACAGGAAUUGAAGCCCUUUAAGUGAAGGUUUUUUUAUUAUUUUUAAGCCAGGGGGUGAGGGGGUGAUGCUUAAUGAAAAAGAGAGCAGACAUGUGGUAU
Cryptotermes secundus is the source of this 1047-nucleotide messenger RNA. RefSeq names its product golgin subfamily A member 7. The transcript has 6 exons. Gene Ontology annotation, cellular component: palmitoyltransferase complex. Gene Ontology annotation, biological process: protein targeting to membrane; peptidyl-L-cysteine S-palmitoylation. Lineage: Eukaryota; Metazoa; Arthropoda; Insecta; Blattodea; Kalotermitidae. The record is from RefSeq and is a predicted model, not a curated record. Bases 320 to 742 code for a protein of 140 amino acids.